Messenger RNA from Sinocyclocheilus grahami, 883 nucleotides. RefSeq names its product mitogen-activated protein kinase kinase kinase 12-like. The record is from RefSeq and is a predicted model, not a curated record. Bases 253 to 864 code for a protein of 203 amino acids. Gene Ontology annotation, molecular function: protein serine/threonine kinase activity; ATP binding. Gene Ontology annotation, cellular component: cytoplasm. Gene Ontology annotation, biological process: protein phosphorylation. The transcript is spliced from 3 exons. NCBI's taxonomy places the organism in Eukaryota, Metazoa, Chordata, Actinopteri, Cypriniformes, Cyprinidae.
UUCAGCACCGUGGAGGAGAGACAGCUCCUUCCGCUCGACUGAUGGAGCCGAUGGGGCUCGACCCGGACCGGACCAGACCACGCCGAGCCUAGAGACGGAGGAGAGGCGAGAGGACAGCACCGGGGCCACCCGUCACAUCAGCAUCCUCCGGAGAUACGGUGUGCAGACGAGCAGCACUGCUACAGAGUGAGUGAGGGCCACUUUUCUUAAGGGUGGGUAACGCAGUGGGCUACCCUCACCCCUUCUGCACCCAUGGCUUGUGUCCAUGAGCAACAUGCCCCUUCCCCGUCCCUCUCAGGGUUCAGCUCCCCGCUCUCCGAACCCCCCUUCUGUCGGCCCGAUUCGGAGGCGCCAGCGAGCACGCCAGACACCGAGCUCACCCCGACCCAGUGCGUGCUCCGUAACGUGCUCUCCAUCGACCCGGUGGGGGGCGGCAGCGGCACUCACACCCACAGCAACAGCCCCACCCUGAGCGACGAGCCCACCAACUUCUCCAACAGCGUGCUCAAGCUGCAGGAGGGCGGGGCCGAGGGCGGAGUCAUGCGCAACCAGUCCGACAGCUUCCGGCUGCAGGCGGGUGGAGGAGGCUUUCUGGAAGGCUUGUUCGGAUGCCUAAAGCCAGUGUGGACGAUGAUCGGGAAAGCCUACUCGACAGAGCACAAGCAGAGCCAGGAGGAAUCCUGGGAGGUGCCAUUCGAGGAGAUCUCCGAGCUGCAGUGGGUGGGCAGCGGGGCGCAGGGUGCCGUUUUCCUGGGCAAGUUUCAUGGUGAGGACGUGGCUGUGAAGAAAGUCCGAGACAUCAAGGAGACUGAGAUCAAACAUCUGCGCAAGCUCAAACACCCCAACAUCAUUACCUUCAAGUAAGUGAACACACACCAGCAUC